This is a messenger RNA of Triplophysa rosa, 2846 nucleotides long. RefSeq names its product CCM2 scaffold protein (gene ccm2). The record is from RefSeq and is a predicted model, not a curated record. The transcript has 9 exons. NCBI's taxonomy places the organism in Eukaryota, Metazoa, Chordata, Actinopteri, Cypriniformes, Nemacheilidae. Bases 300 to 1619 code for a protein of 439 amino acids. Gene Ontology annotation, biological process: vasculogenesis; heart development.
GCCCAAAAUGGCGGCACUAUUGAAAAGUUUGCGGCUGUUUUUGUUUUACUUUAUAAUAUUUGGUCCCUCUCUUACCGCGUCUGAAUAACUCGAUGUUUUGCGCGCAAUAAAGAGAAUAAGUGGUUUGUUUCCGAUCCACGGACGCGUGAUAUGGAUCGGUGUGUUUUUGUACCGGGGCGGUUUGUUUAGUUUAGAUUGGUAAAGCGCCACCGUUGACGUGUAUGAGGCAGAUGGCACCGAACCCGUGGACAUCGCUCCUGGUCAAAUAAAGUUAAAAUGAAGAGCAUCUGCACGUAGAGAUGGAGGAUGAUGUAAAGAAAGUUAAAAAGUCAGGUAUUGUGUCUCCGUUCAAGCGGGUGUUUCUGAAAGGAGAGAAGGGGAGAGAUAAGAAGGCUUCGGAGAAGUCCACAGAGCGCAGGGCCCUCCACACGUUCUCUCUUUCUCUCCCGGACCACCGCAUCGACCCAGAUAUUCUGCUGAAUGACUACAUCGAAAAGGAAGUUAAGUAUCUGGGACAACUAACAUCAGUUCCUGGAUAUCUCAAUCCUUCCAGUCGCACAGAAGUUCUACAGCUUAUCGACAAUGCCAGGAAGUCUCAUCAGUUGGCAGGGCAGCUGACAUCAGAGCAGGACGCUGUUGUCAGUCUGUCUGCGUAUAAUGUGAAGCUCGUGUGGCGUGACGGUGAGGACAUUAUUCUCCGCGUGCCCAUCCACGACAUCGCGGCUGUGUCCUACAUCAGAGACGACUCACUCCACCUAGUGGUGCUUAAAACAGCUCAGGAGCCUGGAGGUUCUCCAUGUCACAGUACAGAGAUGUCAAAAUCUCCCACUCUGAGCUCUCUGUCAGAGAGUGGGGCCGUGCUGGUGGAGGUCUGCUGUCUGCUUGUGCUGGCCGUCGAUAACAAGGCGGCAGCAGAAGAGCUCUGCUUACUCCUCAGUCAAGUUUUCCAGAUCGUCUACACUGAGUCUACCAUUGACUUUCUGGACAGGGCUAUCUUUGACGGAGCCACAACCCCCACCAGACAUCUCUCAAUCUGUAGUGAGGACUCUUCCAGCAAAGAUGUCAAAGAAGUGUUUGAGGCGGAGACAGGCCCCUCCCCUUCCUCCAAUCCGGCCUCUUCACAAACCCUAGUAGUCAGUGAGAGUGAACUGAGUACAACGGCCGCUGAACUGCUUCAAGACUACAUGACUACUCUGAGGACAAAGUUGUCCUCUCAGGAGAUCCAGCAGUUUGCCACACUGUUACACGAGUACAGGAAUGGGGCGUCCAUCCACGAGUUCUGCAUCAACCUGAGGCAGCUGUAUGGAGAUAGCAGGAAAUUCCUCCUCCUUGGACUGAGGCCUUUCAUUCCUGAGAAGGACAGCCAGCACUUUGAGAACUUUUUGGAAACCAUCGGGGUGAAAGACGGUCGGGGCAUCAUAACAGACAGCUUCGGCCGUUACAAACGCACGGCGAGCUCUGCGUCAGACUCCACCACCAAUGGCAACGGGGCUGCGGGUGGCUCCGAUGAGGGAACGGCGCCCUCCGAGGGCGACGAGUGGGACCGCAUGAUUUCAGACAUCAGCAAUGACAUUGAAGCGUUAGGAAGCAGUAUGGACCAGGACGGUGUAUCAUCUUGAUGUCACGGCACUCAUAGUGGGUUUUAGCCAAUCACCACUUGAUAUAAUCACAGACCUUUGGCCCAUGUUGCUGUCUGUCAAAUCUGACAAUGCUGGAUUUCAAUACUGUACAAGGAUACUGUAUAGAGAUACCACUGUACGCCAUAUGAUCACAAUGUCAUCAUUGUGAUGUGCACAAGGAUCCUCUAUUGCUGUAGACAGCAGUUGUAUUCAUGUUUUUUUGGCAGUAUCUGCUACCACUAAAGACUGGGGCUGGUAGAUCUUCCUCUUUCAUGCUGAUUUGAGACCAGUUCAUCUGAGAUCUAAUUUAAUAGAUAAGUCUGUGCUUUGAGGGUCUUCUGAUCAGCGUAAUUGAGUUCAUUCUACCUGGAGUGUGGAGCAUUGCCAGGCGGCCUUCUCGAACCGUGUUCCAGAUGCCUUUUAAAUGCUAAUGUGUGUUUUGUAACCUGAUGGAAAGGAAAUGCAGUGUAUUUCCUCCGUACUAAAGUGUAAAUCAAAUCUUGACCCUCAGUUUAUUUCACACCCAUAUAUUAUCUUGUUACACUUUUUUUCUAUAAGCAUAUUUUUCACUCUUAAGUAUAGGAGUCUAUAUUGUCUUUAGCCAGGAUCGCUUAUAAAAAUGACCCAACUAUUAUCAUGUGGUUUUCUUCAGGUAGGAAAAUGUAGCACUAUAUAUUUUUGGUUUUGACUAAAAACUUGGAUAUUUGACAAGGUCAGUUUUCUGGCUGAAUGAGAAUGCAAUAUUCUGUACACUGCAUUAAAUCCACGUCUUGCCAUUUGUAUUCUCUUGAGUUUUCAGCAAUCUAACAUUUGUGCCUUGCAGAAUAACUGCUCAUUGUAUCAUCCAACAUGGAUGCGAGAAAUAUUCUGUCAUCUUUACAGAACGUGACUGAAGUACGAGUUCAUUAAAAAAAGUACAGCGCUUAAAUCAGUUUCUUACUGCUUAAUGUCUCAUUUGAACGUUUUAUAGUGAAACUGCACGGUUAUUUUACAAAAAUGCAUUUCUCAGCUUUAUCUUAUUACACAGUUUUUUUUGUUUCCUACAUAGCUACUUGAUCAUUACUGUGUUAACCCCUCCAUGCAUCAAUUUAUGACAAGCUUCUUUUAUUGCUUUAUUGUUCUUUAUUGUUUCCACCCUACAUACGUAAGUCAACAUAAAUGAAAAGCACUUAAAUGUUUAACAUUUUAAUACUAUUUUCAGAAACGGAUGUGUCCAUUUGCUAUUAA